Molecule: messenger RNA, 876 nt
Organism: Drosophila busckii
Lineage: Eukaryota; Metazoa; Arthropoda; Insecta; Diptera; Drosophilidae
Gene: bisc
Product: TM2 domain-containing protein CG10795
Exons: 3
Coding region: 114-662 (182 amino acids)
Source: RefSeq, a predicted model, not a curated record
CCACACUCUUCCGGUAUUCCGAACAAAACCAAAACAAAUUCACGUUCUAAUGCAAUUGUUUAACAAAGUAAAGCUUAAAAUUUAGUGUAAACUGUUGUGAUAACAAGGCAUAGAUGCUUUGGGGCGUGGUGUUAUUGUUGCUGCUGCUUUAUGCGGCGCAAACCGAACCUGUUAUCGUUGAUUGCAACGAAUUGCUGAUGGGACAGUACAUGUGUCCUGAUCCCGCCAAGAAUCACAUAGAUCCCAAGACGCAGCAGCUGAGAGGCUGCACAAAGGACAAUCGAGCACGUGUUUGGUGCAUAGCUGCCAAUGACAUCAACUGCACCGAAACGGGCAACUCCACAUUUACCAAAGAGGUGCCCUGCAAGUGGACGAAUGGCUACCACUUGGACACGACGUUGUUACUAUCUGUGUUUCUGGGCAUGUUUGGCGUAGAUAGAUUCUACUUGGGUUACGUUGGCAUUGGCCUGCUCAAGUUCUGUACGCUGGGUGGCAUGUUUCUGGGUCAAUUGAUAGACAUAAUACUGAUAGCACUGCAGGUGGUUGGACCAGCUGAUGGAUCUGCCUAUGUUAUACCUUACUAUGGUGCUGGGAUCACUAUUGUGCGAAGUGAUAAUACCACAUACCGUUAUUGCAAUCAGCUAUACUGCAUGCAACAAUGAAUAUAUCCAAAACAACGUUAUCGGCUUAAGCGACUAAGCAACGACUGUUAAACUCCGACUAGUUCACAAAUCCUUUGGCCUAAUAAUUUUUAGUACUAAUUGUAGCUCUUAAGUUAAAAGAAUGUUGCAUAUGUUAGCUCUAUUUAAGUAUAUAAAACACAUGUACUAUUUAUGUAUAUACGCUCAUAAACACAAUUUGUUGCCAAUUGAGCAA